Molecule: messenger RNA, 1566 nt
Organism: Camelina sativa (false flax)
Lineage: Eukaryota; Viridiplantae; Streptophyta; Magnoliopsida; Brassicales; Brassicaceae
Product: L10-interacting MYB domain-containing protein-like
Source: RefSeq, a predicted model, not a curated record
CGCAUAGACAUAGUUAUCUCAGACGAGAAGCACCAGUCUUGAGCGGUGGAAACGGUCUGUCUUUUUCAGCCAGAAUCAAUCUUUGUCUAAAUCUCUGUAAAGAAUUAUGACACCGAGAGCCUCGUGGAAACCUGAAUACCACAGAAAAUUUGUGGACUUAUGCGUCGAGCACAAGGCGUUUGGGCAUUUACCUGGAAUGGAGCAUAUACUAACACCUUUUGGAAAAGAGACGGGAGCGAGGUUCACCAUAAACCAGCUUAAGAAUCAUUAUGAUGUAAUGCUCAAGCAGUGGAAAGUAUGGUUAAGACUGGUUCAGUGCAGUGAUAUGAAAUGGGAUCCCCAGACAAAAAAGUUUGGUGCCACUGAUCAAGACUGGGCCAACUAUUUACUGGUGCAUCCUGAGGCUCGGCCGUAUCGGUGGCAGUGGCCUCCAUUGUUUUUCGAGAAACUAGAGGUUAUCUUUGCAAGUGUUAACAUAGAUGGUGAGGGUACUUCAGGUAGCAGAAAAAGGAAGCAAAGAUGCGAGCAUCGUUAUGAAGAAAAUGAUACUGGAAGUGCCGCGUCUAACAUCCAUCCUCGGUAUAUAUGGUCGUCGUCCUCAUCAUCACAUGAUAUUUUUGUCGAGUUAUGUUUCCAAGAGUCAUCAAAACCAACCAGACGUAACGGAAGUUGUUAUCCAAAGGAGACUUGGGAUAUGAUGGUCGAGAUGAUCAAUCGGGAAACAGGAGCAAACUACACACCAGUGCAGCUCAAGAACCACUGGUUUAGUACAAUGCAAAGCUGGAGGGAAUGGUGUCAAACUGUUGACGCUCCCAUCUUGAAGUGGGAUGCCAAUACAGGCAAGUUUGGAGCAACCAACGAGGGCUGGAAGAACUACUUGAAGGUUAAUCCUAAAGCUUCAAAAUACAGAUGGAACCCCAUCCCUCACGCUGAGAAACUAGCAACGAUCUUCAGAGGUAUCGAACCUGGAAAUGCUCAACCCCGUACUUAUCGCAGGAGAGUGAUCCAUCACCAUUCUGAAGCACCACAGAUGCAUGAACCAGCUCCCUCAUCAGCAGUCUGCAUAAACGAGCCAGUCACGGGAGGAAGUGACGAUAUAGCUGAUAAUUAUGAGGACAAUGUUGACGAGGAUCAUGAGGCUAUUCCGCUGAUUAGGUUAGACUUGGAGGAUGAUGUUGAAACUGUAACUCCGGUAUGCCACUGGCUCAAUACCGAACUGAUGGAGAAUAUUCCAGUGGAUGCAUCGACAUUGGUGAAGGAAUACGAGUAUACCAUUCCGGAAUGCAUGGAGUGUUUGGAUGUCAUGGAUGAGGUUGAGAAAGGCAGUGAUCUUUACAUGUUUGCCUUGGACUUGUUUAUGACGAAGGAGCACAGGCAGAUCUUCUUGCUGUUGAAGACCUCAAGUUUGAAGAUGUCUUGGCUGCUUCGACGUCGAUACAGUGGCUAAGAUCCUAUCUCCAAUGGCUAAGAAGGCAAAUAUGGCUAAGAAUAUCGUAUUAUGUUUGCUUAUUAUCUUUAUUUUCAAGAAAACUUUAUGUUUGGUUGUUCAAGUUUAUUUGAUGUUUU